GUUACGCAAUAUUUUGACAUUUGACAGCUGUUUGACACUUGACAGCAAUCACAAAAAUAAAAUGUUCGAAAACCAAUAAAAUCGUUCAAUUACCACAAAACCACGAUGGCUGCAGUGUUAAAAAAACGCGCCUUGGCCGAAUUCACCCAAACAAUCCAGGAAAGCGCCCCUUUUCAGCCGAUUAAAAAGCUCAAACUUGUCAAGAAGCCUCCCACAGGCACCGGAAACUCAUCACUAGCCCUCAUUAGUUGUCUUGAAAGUUGCAAGAGCAGCAGCGAAGCCUUACGCACCUUACUUCGUGUCUCUGAUACUUUUGAACUUGAGACCCCAGACAUACCCGAAGCGGUUAAAAAACUGAGCGAUCAUUUUAAAAAUGAGCCAGAGUCAGCUGUCAGAGUGAAGAUUUUGUCGCUCUUGUGCGAUAUUGGACAUUUAGCCAACGCUGAUGUUGUGUCCAUCAUAGAUGAGGCGAUUUUGUUGCUGAAAAACGACCAUUCGCAUAAAGUUAUGGCUCAGGGGAUGAACACAAUACUUAAAUUGGGGACAUUAGUGCCUGAUAAUGUUAUCGCAUUGCAUCAGAAACUGGUCGAAGUGGCGAAAAGUUACUUGAAAGAUGUGAGUCACGCUGUGAAAAGGAGAUGUCUUGAGAUCAUAGGCGUGCAUACGCCGGUUUGUACGGGGGCAGACGCCGAGAAAUUAAUGGUCUUGAUUAGUUCGUAUUUCAACCACGAUGACGCUAGGGUGCGGAGCCAGGCAUUUUCGACUGUUAUCACCCUACAUGAGCGCAAUUUUAAGAUAAAUCCUGAUAUUUAUAUAGACGUGUGUGAGGCCUUGAAAGACGACUACGAAAUUGUCCGUCAAGUGGUUCUCAAGUUGGUGUGCCUAUUAGGCAACACGUUUCCGGAAAAUGAGGUGGUACUCCCUGGUAGCGAACACGAAAUUCGUCUCAUAGAUGACGCUUUCGGCAAGGUUUGCAACUCCAUUUCUGACUUAUCGAUCCAUGUUCGAACUUUGGCGGCAAAACUUUUAGGAACGAUGAAACUCGUCAGCGCGAAAUUCCUCAACCAAACUCUCGACAAGAAAUUAAUGUCGAAUAUGAGACGCAAGCGUACGGCCCACGAGUUGGCAUGGGAGAACGUGACUAGUGGCGAAUGGGCGAGUGGAAAAAAAUGGGCCGAUGAUGCCCCCCGCGAAAUCCUCGACGCCGACAGCAUCAAUCUGAUGAGCAGUGGGGCGUGUGGGGCCUUCGUGCACGGUCUAGAGGACGAGUUCAUGGAGGUGCGUUCGGCUGCCGUGGAAUCGCUCUGCGAACUAUCGAUUCGCAACCCUCAAUUCGCAAAUUUAUCGCUUGAUUUCCUUGUUGAUAUGUUUAACGACGAAAUUGAGGAUGUGAGACUCAAGGCGAUUGAUAGUUUACGCCGAAUUUCCGAACACAUUAUCCUGCGAGACGACCAAUUGGAGACCAUAUUAGGGGCCCUUGAGGACUUCUCCCAGGAUGUGCGAGAGGGGCUGCACCGAAUGUUGGCUUCGUGUAAAAUGUCAACAACAGCAGGGUUAAAAAUGUGUGUGGAGAAAUUGUUAGAUAACUUGAAAAAAUACCCACAAGAUAAGAGAUCAACUUACCGGUGUUUGCAACGAGUGGGGGCACAGCACCCAGAGUUGGUGCUCCCUCUAGUGCCACAAUUAUUAAAUAUACAUCCUUUUUUUGAUACAGCUGAACCGGACGUCGAAAAUCCGCAAUAUAUUUGUGUCUUGAUUUUGAUUCUAAAUGCGGCGAAAUUUUCACCUACAAUAAUCCCGCUUCUGGAACCUCACACUUUACGUCACUAUGCAUACAUAAGUGACACAAUGCCGUCUCUAGUUCCGGUUUUAAGUCUCCCGGAGUCGAGUUGUAGCACAAUAACGAGGCCACAAACCGUUCCCGAAAGUCUCGAGUUCCUCAACAAUGUCAUAAGCAACUUGGAUUUAGCCGAAAAUACGUUACGAGUCCAAACGACACUUUUGCAGACUGCUAAAGAACACUUGAACCGUUUGAGUGAAAUCGACUCGUCGGUUGCAGGCACGGCUCAAUUCACCUCGCUUUACAUCGGGGCCCAAUUAAUAAUGUCCCAAAUCUUGGAAAAGGGCUAUUGGCUCAAUCCGGCUACUUUGGCCACCCAACAGGCCAACAAUCUGAAAACUAACAUAACAAACCUCUUGGAGUAUUGUCUCAAAUUGCAGUUUUUCUUCGUAGGACUUAGCCCUGUGGAGGAAUGCGCCGUCAAAAUGUUCCGUUUGCGGGCCCUCGCACUUAAUCUAGUGUACAUAGUCAAGGGCAGCAACGCCUCAGCUUUGGCUCCCUGCCACCACUUCCUCACCAUCGUCGAAGACAUGCAGCGGGACUUACAAGUCGCGGGCUUAGACCCUGACGCUUUCACGUCAGCCGUUUUCAAAGAAUUGUCAGUGUUGGAGGAGCCCAAACCGGGAACAGUUUCCCGAAUUCUAAUCCCGAUCCUCUCGGAAGCCCGAUUGGGUAAAAUCCCGCGUCCGAACAUACAGAUUCGGAUGAGUUCGGCCGAGAUCGUCGAACCGAACGGCCAGACCGACACCUCAUUAAAGUUCACAGCGGGGUUGGUGAUGUCCGUGCACUUCGACGCCGAAUUAAGGCACUUGAGUGAUCCCUCGAGGGUCAGAUUGAAGGUCAAGUAUCCCGAUCAGAAAACCCAGAUUAUUUUGCCCCGACCGGCCCACAUGAAACCCCUAAUGUUGGACGGGGAGGAGACCCAAGCGGGGCACAAUGUGAGGCUGCUAACGGCGGUGUUGAUCUCGCAUCAAGUAUGGUCGGAAGCGUGCAAUGUGGAAAUUAACGUGGCCUUGGCCAUUCCGGAAGCGGAUCUCGGGAAACGGAAGGCCAAUGUGAGCACCACGCCGACAUUGAUUGACCUGUGCAAGCCGGUGAAGGUCAGCGUGGCACCCAAGCCUAUCAAAAGGACAUUAUAAAGAUUUGUAAAUAAUUUUUUUAAUAAAAUUUGUGAAAAAAUAAAAAAUUAGAUCCUUGAUCAAAG
Molecule: messenger RNA, 3044 nt
Organism: Tribolium madens (black flour beetle)
Lineage: Eukaryota; Metazoa; Arthropoda; Insecta; Coleoptera; Tenebrionidae
Gene: IntS4
Product: integrator complex subunit 4
Exons: 7
Coding region: 106-2979 (957 amino acids)
Biological process (GO): snRNA processing
Cellular component (GO): integrator complex
Source: RefSeq, a predicted model, not a curated record